ACGGAGAAGCGAAACCCUUUACUCGCCAGAGCAUUUCAUUUAGACUAUGGGAAGACAAGGCGCCUUGCAAUCGAGCUUGCCGGAAUUACUUGGGACGAUGAUAUUGUCUCCUUCCGAGAGUCUCUUAUUCAAGUUGAGAAACUAUGGCAAGAGCUGGGCAUUCAAGGCAAAUGCCCCUAUCACUUCACCGAGGAAGAGCUAAGAAGUCAUCUCAAGGACGCAGAAGGUUGGAACGAAGUUCAAGACUUCUUUGAUAGUAUCGAUGACUUAGUUAAAAGAGACGGCUGGACUCGACCUGAAACGUUCGAAGCUGCUUCUAAAUUUUUCGCCGACCUCCGGGAGCUAGGUCUCAAGCGUAUGAAAGGCAAAGAAAGGGACAUUUUCGAAAAACAGACUAGCUGGGCGAAAAGUCAAAAAUAA
This is a messenger RNA of Penicillium maclennaniae, 420 nucleotides long. RefSeq lists its product as uncharacterized. The record is from RefSeq and is a predicted model, not a curated record. Gene Ontology annotation, cellular component: mitochondrion. The annotation marks the transcript as partial. The transcript has 2 exons. NCBI's taxonomy places the organism in Eukaryota, Fungi, Ascomycota, Eurotiomycetes, Eurotiales, Aspergillaceae.